Amoebophrya sp. A120 is the source of this 3427-nucleotide messenger RNA. The record is from the annotation of a GenBank genome assembly. Lineage: Eukaryota; Dinophyceae; Syndiniales; Amoebophryaceae.
UUCGUCUCGCGGAUUAGGAAGAGUUUACCUGAUUGUACCUUUACACUUCUUUAGGCUUACUUGUAAACCUUGCUUCAUCUACAAACAUCGAGAUGAUUCAGUUUGUUGGUGACCUGCUGUUGACGGCGUGACCUUGGUAGAUGAAACAAGAACUAGUGAGGCUGAGCUGGGCGCUCUCUGAGCGCUUUGUAGACGUCGGCACCUAGUAGAAGUAAGAGUUCAACAAGUACAUUUUGUUUUGACGACUACGGAGGAGUGCAAUUGCAUCAAUCCUACAACUAUGUUUUCGUCUCUGAUAAACCCGCAGCAGAUGGAGGAGGAUCAGGCGGCGAACAGCCAGGACGGCGGUCCGGUGCUCGCCAAGCGGUUCGAUCGCCAGCAUUUGACGUGGCAGAGCAUCAUGUUCCUCGAGCAGGACAUUCCCGCGACGAAGAACCACACCUGCACGUUGGUGAACGAAUCGGAAAUUUACUGUUUCGGCGGCUACGACGGGUCCAGGAACCACAACAAGCUGUACAGCUACCACAUCGAGGACACGGAGUGGCGGAAGCUGGAGCCGUUCGGCCUCGCGCCGUCGGGCCGCAACGGGCACACGGCGACGCUGCUGCCGCCCAGCGAGAAAACCGGGGGUUCGCAGAUCCUGUUUCUCGGCGGCUGGCUCGGCAAUGGCCCCCUAGCUGCGGGGGACGUGAACAUUCUGGAUUUGCGCUCCUUCAAGUGGGUCCAGCCCGAGUUCCGCGGGGACCCGCCGGGGCCGUGCAACAUGCACACGGCCGACGUCGUCGGGGAAGAGGUGGUGUUGGUCUUCCGCGGCGGGGACGGCAGGGCGUACCUGAACGACUUGCACGCGCUGGAUCUGAAGUCGCGUUCAUGGCACAGCUUUCCCACCACGGGGGAGCUGCCGCCGCCGCGGGCCAACCACUCCUCCUGCGUCGCCGGUAACACCAACAACCUGCUGUUCAUCUUUGGCGGCUGGGACGGCAGCAAGCGACUCAACGACCUGCACUGCCUAGACGUGCACACGCGCGUCUGGUCCUACCUGCGUGUCAACGGGCAGCCGCCGCUCGCGCGCGCGGGGAUGAGCUUGAGCAACGUGCACGGCCUCUUGUACCUGUUCGGCGGCAGCGGACACACGACCCGCUGCUUCAACGACGCCCACGUUUUCGACCCGAAAACAAACACGUGGAUGGAGGCCUUCCCCACGGAUUCCAAGCUCUGUUACACAAAGAGAAAAGUGCAGGUAGUACGUAUAAGGGAUCAUUAUGAUUUUCAUGCGGUUGUUCUGAUUUUGUACACAGUUCUAAAAUCCAGCAGGAUUCUUUCAGCCUUCUGAAUUAUUUCCAAGAACCUGACGAAAACGACUGGUGAUCAUCAUGUUUUCUAUCUAAUCAACAAAAUGCAAAAAAAAAAAGCAAACUUUGCGGCUGACGCCCGGGCAAUCCUGCGUUCCCGAGAGGCGGGCCGGCCACGCGUGCGUGGCCGUAGGCCGGCGGUUAUUCGUGUUCGGCGGUGCGUGCGGCACGCACUACUUUGAGAAGGGCCACUAUGGAAGCGUCAGGUUCGAAAUCGACAAAAUCGAAAAAUUUGUGAUGCGUAAAAUGUAGAGCACUGAAGGCCUGUAUUGGGGAGCAGGCAUAUGAGGCCGAUCGUAAGCCUGUUUAGGGGUGCGCAAUGUGCUGCCAGAGUAGCAUGACAGGAGCAGCCUUCUUUGCCCAAAUAACAGUACGAUAGACUGGAUUUGGGUGCUCCCGAAAUUUGUCAUGUCCAUAGGGCCCGGGGGGGCGGCGUCUUCGGGUUGAUCAAUUCACCUGAUACACAAUGUCCCGCCCGCAGUAGCACAGUCUGUUUAUGUCAUGCGCCACUUGGAAACUGAGGCUCCAACUGGCAUCGAUUUUGUGCAUCACAAAUUUUUCGAUUUUGCCAAUUUCGAUUCUGACACUUCCAUAGCCACGUUUUUCUGCUCGACACCGACGCCGCGCCGGAAGUCAGCCUCGACGUUUCCCCGCUGGUCUCCUCGGUCGUGCGCUCGCAGCUGGGCCUCUACUUUGACAACCCGCAGUUUUCGGACGUGUGUUUCGUGUUUCCGCACGAGCGCAACCAGAAGCUGUACGCGCACCGCGUGCUGCUCAGCGUCUUCAGCGAGCACUUCCGCAGCAUGUUCUCACACAGUUGGCGCGAGGCCACGGAGAACGAGAUCCGGUUGCCGGACGACAUCAGCUACGACGUGUUCCGCAGCAUUCUGAACUUUAUCUACACCGGGGGCGAGUUUUUGACCCCGAAGGACAACGAGGAGGAGCCGGACACCAGUCAGGAGAACGUGCUGUACCUGCUGCGGCUGCUGCGCGCCGCCGACGAGUUCUGCAUCGACCACAUAAAGUCGCGUUGCGAGGAGCGCCUCUGCACGGUGGUCACGUCGGCGACGGUACAUCUGGUGUACGAGGAAUCGCAGCGGUACUGCGCGCCCGUCCUGCGCCGCUACUGCCAGUGGUUGCUGCGGCAACAGGACACCAGCAGCGCAUCGUCGCCCCUCCUGAUGCCGCUAGCAGGGGCGGGCGGUGGGGAAAGGGGCAGCGGCGGGUUCCCAGCCGGGUCCUUCGGCGACCCCGCGUACACCCCCUCGUCGCCUUCCGGCAUGUCUGGGCGAAUGGGCAUGCCAACGACAAGAAUGGACGAUUUUCUUGCCCCGAUAUCUUCCAAAGCGGGUGAGAUGGCUGCUCUUGAAAGCAUUCCCCCACCGAACAAUGCUGGCGAAUUUAUGGCAAAUAUGGCGAAGGCAAAGCGAGACCUUGGCUUUGACCCCGCAGCACCCUGGGGAGAAAAGUUUGGCGGCGCAUCUUCAUCUUCGUCACGAAGUCCGAAGGCGGGUCUUUUUGGCGCAGACGGUAGCACGGAUGCGGGCCCGAGUAGUUCCUCACUUGCGCGUCGGAGUGGCACCGUCCUAACACUGCCGAACCGUGACCCGACAUUGUUGAAUAGUACCAGCGGCAGCAGCAGCAGGAGCCCUGUGGCAAGACACGCGGAUCAUGACGCGACGUCUGCUGUUGGCGCGGCCCUCGGUGCGAUAAAUUCGUCGACGUCUAGCAGCACCGCAGUGGAUACUUCAAGCUUGGCAGCGAGUUCCGCAGCGGCUGCAACCGCCAGCUCAAUUGAAGGGAGCGCGACAGCGCCAGAUCGUGCCGGCGCCAGGAGUCCGGCUGGAAAUCGCAACGGAGAAAAGCACGAGCAGAUCCAGUUGAAUGCGGCGGGCGCAGCAUCUUCAACUGCAACAAAUCAGCCUACAGCAUCGUCGUACGCUCCCCCAGCACGAUCAGCAACAGAAGGGACGAACGCGGGUCAGGCAAACAACACAACCGCCGAGCACAAGGCCGACGACGAGUACAUCCGCGCUCCGGACGAAGGAACGAAGGGGAAGGCCGACACGAGCUAG